AAGCUGGGAAGAGCUGGUGCCCUCGCAGGCUGCAGGCUGGUGGGCAGCAGGCUGGAGCCCGGCUGGGUCUGGGCACUGUUCAGCAGGCAGGAAUGCGUUCCCCUGGGGUCCCUGCUGUCACUCAUCUCAAACAUCUCUCUUGGAGAACUUGCAGAUGGAAAGAGAAUUCAAAGCCCUCUCAGCCAAUCCAAUACUCACAGAUCUGAUUUGCAUCCUGAUUCAAACUGUUAGAAACCCCAAAUCACUGACAGCAAAACCGUUUAUCCCAUUUAAUGAGAUGAUUGGAAAGGCCCCCUGGGGGUUGCUGGGAUGGAUCACUCUCGAACAGGCUGUGCUAAGGCUGAGCACUUCCACGUGGUCACACCUCUGCUGGAGAGCUGGGCGCUUUCCCAGGUGGCAGGUGUGACUGUCUUCCUCAAGUGCGAGAAUGUGCAGCCAGCCGGCUCCUUCAAGAUCCGGGGCAUUGGGCAUUUCUGCCAGGAGGUGGCCAAGAAGGGAUGCAGACACCUGGUGUGUUCCUCAGGGGGCAACGCAGGCAUUGCAGCUGCUUAUGCUGCUCGGAAGCUGGGCAUCCCUGCCACCAUUGUGCUCCCUGAGGGCACCUCCCCGCAGGUGGUGAAGAGGCUGCAGGGGGAGGGGGCAGAGGUUCAGCUGACUGGAAAGGUUUGGGAUGAGGCCAGUCUGAAGGCACAAGAGUUGGCCAAGAGGGAUGGUUGGGUGAAUGUCCAUCCAUUUGACCACCGUCUGAUCUGGGAAGGCCAUGCCAGCUUGGUGCAAGAGCUGAAGGCAGCACUGGGGACUCCACCAGGGGCCCUGGUGCUGGCAGUAGGGGGUGGAGGGCUCCUGGCUGGGGUGUCAGCUGGCCUGGCAGAGGUGGGCUGGCAGCACGUGCCCAUCAUUGCUGUGGAGACCCGAGGGGCACACUGUUUCAAUGCAGCCAUCAAGGCGGGCAGGCUAGUCACGCUGCCAGAAAUCACCAGUGUGGCCAAGAGCUUGGGUGCCAAGACCGUGGCAGCAAGGGCCCUGGAAUGCACGCAGGAGCUGGAGAUCAUCUCUGAGGUGGUGGAGGAUGUCCAGGCUGUGAGCGCUGUGCAGCGGUUCCUGGAUGACGAGCGCAUACUGGUGGAGCCUGCCUGCGGGGCAGCUUUGGCUGUCAUCUACUCAGGCCUCCUGGGGAGGCUCCAGGCUGAGGGCCGCUUGCACUCCCCGCUGGCCUCGGUUGUGGUCAUUGUGUGUGGAGGCAAUAGCAUCGAUAGCGGAGGGUUACAGGCUCUGAAGGCCCAGAUGAGUCAGAGCUGAGGCCUCCUCACUUGGGGUGGACACCCCUGUAGCUGGUGAGGGCAGCCUGUGUUCCUGGAUGGCAGUGGAAGCUGCUCUGUGCUUCUGUGCCAGCUGCCUCCUGCAGGAAGCCCUCCUGAAAUGCUCCCUUUGGCUCCCCUACAGCCCUGGCCAAUAAACACUCUGAGUUGAAUUUGUAA
Nyctereutes procyonoides (raccoon dog) is the source of this 1478-nucleotide messenger RNA. It is a transcript of the gene SDSL, whose product is annotated as serine dehydratase like. Lineage: Eukaryota; Metazoa; Chordata; Mammalia; Carnivora; Canidae. The transcript is spliced from 9 exons. Gene Ontology annotation, molecular function: L-serine ammonia-lyase activity; threonine deaminase activity. Gene Ontology annotation, biological process: L-threonine catabolic process; L-serine catabolic process. The record is from RefSeq and is a predicted model, not a curated record. The coding region runs from base 310 to 1299 and encodes 329 amino acids.